Astrephomene gubernaculifera is the source of this 2737-nucleotide messenger RNA. Lineage: Eukaryota; Viridiplantae; Chlorophyta; Chlorophyceae; Chlamydomonadales; Astrephomenaceae. The record is from the annotation of a GenBank genome assembly.
GUGCUUAUAAUUUCCACUGCCUGGCCUUAACUUAAAGGAUACGCCCUUAGCCAUUUAGCCGACGGCCGUUGCAGUUGAUUUUACAGGAUACAUACUUCGGGUGGAACCCAACUGGGCUCAGCAAUGCUUUAUGCGUUUUCAUACAUUGUUUUCUUACUUAACUGGGCACCAAAAUGACGCACCUAUUCAGACGCAAGGACAAUUUGCUUGCAGAAACAGGACAGCUUUCGAAUUCUUUGCCGAUCACUACCAAUAAACACUGACGUGCUUAGCGGAUGAAAAUUUGGCUUCAGAGUUGCCGGUCUUUUACAGUCUGAGCCAUGCAACUGCAACACGAUGGGCACGACCGUGAGCUGGGCCUCAAGGAGCCGCUUAUUCCUAAGAGCCCUGGAUUCCAAUAUGGUGGACGUACCUUUGGAGCAAGGCGAGGCCCGUUUCAGGGCUCAUCCCUCUUGCGCAUCGUAGCGAUACUCUUCCGGAGCCGACUUGGUCUGCAGCUUCUAACCAUAGCGGCAUGUUUGUCAUGGAUGACGGCUUCCUCUUGGGCCAUCCUUGUUAACAAGCACAUCAUGGUGGGCCUCGCCUUCCCCUACCCCUGCACCAUCGCCUGGCUGGGCCUCGCCACCACCACCGCCGCCUCCCUCGCCGCCCUCCAAGCCCGCACCCACCUGCUGCCGCCCCUCCUCCGCCUCCUCCGCCGCCGCCAACCCCGCAUAGCGCAGUCCCUGCUGCCACCCACUCUCAUCUCCCUGCCAUCCUCCUCCUCCCUAGCCUCCCUAGCCGUCGCCUCCUCCCUCUCAUCCACCUCCUCCGCCUCCUCCUCCACGCUCCCUACUGCCACCCUACUAGCUAGCAGCGGGACCAGCAUCAGCAGCACCAGCAGUAGCAGCACCGGGGGAGGAGGGUCGCCCCUCGGCUCCCCCUCCCCCUCCUCCGCCUCCUUCCUCAUGACCCCCCGCAUCUACCUGACCCGGGUGCUGCCCACGGGCCUGGUGAUGGCGCUCACCUUCCAGCUCGGCAACACCGGCUACCUCUACCUCACCGUGGCCUUCGUGCAGAUGCUCAAGGCCUUCUGCCCGGUGGUGACCAUGCUGCUGCUCUUUUUCGCGCGUCUGGAGGUGCCCAGCGGGCGGCUGGUGGCGGCGGUGGCGCUGAUUGCGGGGGGAGUGGCGCUGGCCAGCUACGGGGAGAUCAACAUGUCGCUGAUCGGCCUGACCGCCAUGCUGGCCAGUGUGGUGGCGGAGGGCGUGCGGCUGGUGCUCACCCAGCACCUGCUGGCGGCGGGGGGCAGCAACUUGCCGCCCCUGGAGGGACUCUUCUACAUCAGCUCCGCAUGUACGGCGGUGCUGACUGUGCAGGCGUCGUACUUGGAGUGGCCGAGACUGCUGCGGGAGCGGCUGCCUGCCUCGUCGUCCUUCGGCCACCCCGUACCGCAUGGGUUGCAUGGAGCAGGAGGUGGAGCAGGAGGUGGUGGGGAUUACUUGAUACCGUUGGCGCAUCCCGGGAGCUUUGCCGCCGCCGCGUGCUGCGGGUUCCUGGUCAACAUGCUGGCGAUCCUGGUGAUCAAACUGGCGUCGUCGCUGACGCUGAAGGUGCUGGGAACGGUGAAAGAUGCGGCGCUGGUGUCCAUUGGUAUUCUGUUCCUGAACGAGCACGUGACACGGUUGCAGUUGGUUGGGUACGGCAUUAGCAUGGUGGGGUUUGUGUCGUACAACGUGAUCAAGUCUAGACAGCAGCAGCAGCAGCUAGGGCACUAUGGAGGGGGGCAUCAGGUAGGGGUUGCGGCCGGAGGAGGAGGGGUUGGUGGUGGGGGAGGAGGAGUAGGGGUGCGUUCGCUGCUGCCGCUGUAUAGGGCUGGAGCAGGGAGUGGCGGAGGCGGGAGCGGCGGCGCGGGUAGCAGCAGUGACAAAGCGCUGUGAGGAAGGACGGGGUGUUGCGGGAGUGAGAAGCGGGAGGAGUUUACAGCCGGGGCUGCCGCACUGCCGUUGUUUCACGUAGGGAGUCAAUGAGGUCAGCCCUGCAUGCGUGCAAGCAUGCCUGCCGACGUGUUGGAUGGGGGCUGAUGAGCCGCCAGGUCCUGGGAACGGUUUCUCCGAGGACACUGACGCGAAGGUUACCGGAGAGGGGGAGGUGUUGGACACUUCGACUUCGACACCGGAGGGGCUGUCUUCGAGCGAGGGCACGAAAAGCCAGACCGAGCUAGCGUACUGCGCAUAUCGAGCGUGCUGCUGUGAAAGGGGAUGGUGCCGAAUGACAAGGAGCGGCACUGCGUACGAGCAUAUUGCAUUCCGGGCGCGAUAAAGCUCAGCCCUGCUUGAGGCUGCUAGACCAGAUCGGUAUUUCGUUGCAUCAUGUGUGUCCUUGCUUUCGGACUCCGGGACUCGACUCUCCGGCUUUUACUGGCUGGUUUACGUAUGUCGGUGGUAUGUUGAGGGCGUCAGGGCGAUGACGUCAGCCUGCUCGGUGCUUGCAGAAGUGGAAGCAAUAAUGGGGUGGAGUCGUCCCUGAGGAGCUGGGCUGGGCUGGGCUGUGUGGAGCAGUGUGAUGGACGGAACACAGGAAGCGCUGUCAUGGAAGGCGGGUGAGGCCCUGCGCAGCUCUGUUUCCCCCCCCCCGAGGGGUGCAAGGGGUACGUGCGGCGGGAGAUACGUAUGCCGGUCCGUCCGAACAUCCAGGCCCAGUGACCUGCGUGAUAGCUGCUUGCUAGCGGUGACUGUAGCCCUCGCUGCUCCUACGC